Aspergillus nidulans FGSC A4 is the source of this 20796-nucleotide messenger RNA. RefSeq names its product protein easA. The record is from RefSeq and is a predicted model, not a curated record. Gene Ontology annotation, molecular function: catalytic activity; phosphopantetheine binding. Gene Ontology annotation, biological process: lipid biosynthetic process; secondary metabolite biosynthetic process. NCBI's taxonomy places the organism in Eukaryota, Fungi, Ascomycota, Eurotiomycetes, Eurotiales, Aspergillaceae. The transcript is spliced from 3 exons. The coding region runs from base 37 to 20796 and encodes 6919 amino acids.
AGCGGCCUCUAAUCAUAAUCAUAAUAAUCGUUUGCAAUGGAGCAAAGUACGUUUGCGACAGCCGGUUCGCCAAACCGAACAGUUACGAAUAAUGAGGUUGUUGAGAAGGACAUCAGGGAGAUUUGCGCAGAGGUGCUGCGCCGCCCGGUGGGAAAGAUCAAGUUGGACAAGUCCUUCAUCGCGCAAGGAGGGGACUCUUUGCUCGCAAUCAAGCUGAUGGCGCGCUGCGGGGAGGCGGGGUAUACAAUCACCAUCAACGAUAUGCUCCAAGCGACGAGUAUCCGAGAGUUAUGCCAGUCUGUAAAACUAGCAGAGGGGAGCAGCGCGCCAGGGAAGCUCAGCUCAGGCCCGGUGCUGGACGGGCCUGCGCAGCCUGCCGAGAUACGGACGAAGCCAUUAACAGAGGCACAGAAGUUGUAUGCCUCGACGAAGGCUUGGGAUGCCAAAGUUUUCAAGUUAGAAGGUGGAAUCGCAGAAUCGACGCUUUAUGCGGCACUGAAAUUGCUCGUCAGCCACCACCCCAUCCUCCGAGCGAACUUUACAACACUUGAAAAUAAUGACUUGGGACUCACAUACAAUGAUACGAUCGACGCCUUCGCCCAUCGAAGAAUCGAGAUUCCGACGAUCUCAACGCAAGCAGAGCAGGGAUACCUGACCGUGGGCUGGGAAGCGGACGGGAAGAGAGAGGAUGGACUCUUCGCCGCCACGGUAUUUGUGCAAAAAGACCGUGACCACGGCACGUGCCUCGCCCGCUAUCUUCGGCUCGACUUUCACCGGGCCAUCAUCGAUGUCUCGUCUUGGGAUAUCCUUCAGCGCGAUUUGGACCAUGCAGUACUCGGAAAGCCGCUUGCUCGCGGGUAUCCAGAGACUUCGUUUGACUCCUGGGCUUCCACUCACAACCUAAGCGACUUUACAUUCAGACGCUCGACGCCGGUCGAAAGCACAAACGAUGAGCGGAACACAAAUGAAAGACAACACAAUAGACACCAAAAUGAUGGCAAAAUCGAGUUGGCUGAUGUGGUUAUCCUGGAAACAGAUGCAGCUGGUCUGGCGAAGCUGGAGGAUGAAAGCAUCCACUCUGUGCUUCGCACUCAGCCAGAGGAUUUUAUCGUUGCCGCACUACAUAUCGCACUUAAAGGAGUAACCAGGUCGGAGGAGACGUUGAGCUUUGGUAUAAUCUCAAACGGCAGGCACAGUGGCGGUCCUAAGCUGUCAGCUACAGUAGGGUGCUUCGACAAUAUCAUCCGCCGGUCCGUGGAAAGAGCAGAAGAGGACGGUGGACUUGGAUUCCUACGGAAAGUCAAGGAUACACGGAUGGGCUUCUUUAAUGUCUCUCGCAUAUCAGGAGUCGAGGAUCGCAGUCGAUAUGUUCUGUUACAUAUGGGGCAACUGGGGAGAACGACAGCGCCAAUAGCUGAUACCCUCCAUGAGCUUUUCCACCAGGAUGACUUCUCCAUACUUCCUCACGGGUGCCUAGCAUUUGUUGAACCUUUCUUGGAGCAACAGCAGCUAAAGCUUCGUCUUCGGUCCAGGUCUGCAGAGCUAGGGCGGGAAAAACUAGGUCAGCUUGCUGGCUUGUUUCGCGCUGCCCUGAAGGAACUGAUUGCUGAGUGUGAGAUGAGCGAAGUGCAAGGAACACUAAGCGACUUUCCUUUCCUCAAACUGACAUACUCAGAGCUGGACAACCUUGUUUCAUCUCGGCUCAAGGCUGUAACGGGCGACCCUUUCCGCGACGUGGAAGCAGUAUUCCCCUGUGGGCCGCGACAGGAAGCCUUCUUGGUGGCUCAAGCUGUUUACCCCGAUCUGUACCAGUGUUCCUUUGUAAUUAAAUUGAGCUCCGAGGAUCUGAAUGUCGAACUAGACUGCGGGCGUCUUCGAGACGCCUGGGUUCGCCUCGUGGCACGCCAUCCAGCUCUUCGGACCGUGUUCAUUGAAAGCCCAAAUCGCCAAGGGCACUUCGACCAGGUGGUAAUGAAGCAGGGCAUUAGCUCCAUCACUUUCUUAGAGAACGAGGGUGAAGAGGCAGCUCGCCGUCUCGCGUGUCGCCGUCCAGUAACUUUCAAGAGCUACGGCCAAACUCAUCAAGUGACAUUUUGCAGAAUCUCACCAUCCUCUGUCUACCUCCGUCUUGAUAUGUCACACGCCGUUGUUGAUGGGCUUUCCGCUCUGGUCCUGAUGCGGGACCUUUUUCAACUCUAUAGCAAACAGAAGCUGGCCAGUCGUGUCAUGGCCUACCAAGACUUUGUCAACUACCAAUCACGGCUGCCUAUGCAAGAAUCCAUGACUUACUGGUCCAACUACCUUGCAGGAGCCCAGCCAUCCCAUUUCCCAUUGUACGGAGACCAGUUGAGUCGCGAAGACCUUCGUACCGUCAGAUCAAACAUUCAGCUGGGCUCUGAUGUCCUAGGGGAAUUCUGUGCAUGGGCACUAGUGCUCAGGUCCUACACCGGGUUGGAAGAUGUGUGUUUCUCGUAUGCAACGUCGGGGCGGGAUGUUCCUCUUAAAGGAAUCAACAAUACGGUUGGAGCCUUCCUAAACGCAGUGGUCUGUCGCAUCAAGCUGCCGCCUACUGCAACAGUUCCGCAGGCUUUGGUGAAAGCUAGGAACGACUUCGUGGAAAGCCUCUCACAUCAGUACUACUUAGCCUUGGAUGAUGCGCAAUCUGGGGACUUUGCCCGUUUCAAGAGCAACACAUUAAUGUCAUGCCAACGAAAAGCUGCAACUGAAUUAGCGGGAUCUGGGCUUGCUUUUGAGCUUGUUGAUGCUGCCAACCCCAAUGAAUAUGACAUGUCCAUAAACAUCCAAGUAGGGCAUGAGGGAUUGGAAGUAAUGAUUGAUUACUGGAACUCACGGAUUGGCCAGCGCACGGUGGAGAGUGUGGCACAAUCCUUCCGGCAGGCGCUCCUGAACAUCGUCAAAGAAGAAGAUGCCGUGCUGGGAGAGAUUGAUAUUAGUACCACUCAAGAAAUCAAUCAGCUUCGUGAAUGGGCCAAGGAGAUCCCACCAAAGGCAGACUAUCGUAUCCACGACAAAGUGUAUGAACAGCGACUCCGCCGACCCGAUGCUUGGGCUGUUCAGGGCUGGGACGGCGACUUAACAUAUCAGCAGCUGGACGACACGGCUAACCAGCUGGCAUCCUACCUCAUUCGCUUAGGCGUGCAGCCCGAGACUAAGAUCCCAAUCUGCUUCGAAAAAUCGAAAUGGGCAGUGAUAUCACAACUAGCGAUCCUCAAGGCUGGUGGAUGCGUUGUUCCUCUUGGAACGACACAACCAGCAUCGAGAACCAGGCUAAUCCUAAAGGACCUACAAGCCACAAUCAUCCUAACGUCAGGGAAAUUUGCCUCCCGCUUCAUGGACCUCGUGACCCAUACAGUGGUCAUUGAUGAAGCGUUCAUGGCCGAACUACCACCUUCCGAAAUGGUCCCCUGCCUUGCAACAGUCGAUAACGCCGCCUUUAUCAUCUAUACCAGUGGAUCCACUGGUGUUCCGAAGGGUGUUGUGCUCCCUCAUGCAAGUCUCUGUACGAGUCUUGAGCAUAUGGGUGCUAGAUUCAAGCUUAGUCCAGAUACUCGCACAGUGCAGUUUUCGGCAUAUACCUUUGAUAUUUCCAUUCAAGAUAUAUAUACCACGUGGCACUACGGCGGCUGCCUGAUCAUUCUCUCAGAAGAGGAUCGUAUCAGCAAUCUAGCACCGGAAAUGGUGAAAUAUCAGGUUAAUUGUGCGGGGCUAACUUCAACGGUGGCUGGAACGAUAUUCCCGCAAGAUGUGCCAACCCUGAAGAAGUUGGUCCUACUCGGGGAAGCCGUCAAGCAAGCGGUCGUAGAUCAAUGGAUUGGUCACGUAGAGGUCUACAACGCGUAUGGGCCGUCAGAAUGUUCGAUGCAAGCCAGUAUCAACCGAUUGACACCUGGUUGCAAUGCACUAAACAUCGGCUGGGCGUUUGCGGGGGCUCUUUGGGUUGUUGACCCCAAUGACUACAAUCGCCUUGUCCCAAUCGGAGCACCAGGAGAAUUACUCAUUGAAGGGCCAUUGCAAGCUCGUGGGUAUCUCAACUCUCCCGAGAAAACCGCAGCAGCGUUCGUCGUAGACGCGGCAUGGAUGAUAAAGAACGGGUUUGGAUCCGGCCGACGCCUCUACCGGACUGGAGACCUCGUACAGCAGAACCCAGAUGGUUCCAUCACGUACAUUGGCCGCCGUGAUACACAGAUUAAAGUGAGGGGACAACGGGUUGAGGUUGGUGAGAUCGAGCACCACCUCCUACAACAAGACGCAGUUCUCGAUGCAGCGAUAAUCUACCCUAAACAAGGACCCUGCAAAGAUCGAUUGGUCGGCCUUCUCACCUUGCGCGAUUUCUUUUGCGGAAAACGUCCAGGACAAGACAUAAUACCUAUACCAAGUGGAAAACUUUCUCACACAAAAAGUCAACUGGCUGCUGCAUCGGAAGAGCUCUCAAAUCAUGUUCCUGAGCAUAUGGUCCCAAAGAUCUGGAUUCCUUUGGAAAGCAUGAUGCCACAAAACGACUCAUCAAAAUUGGACCGCAAAAAAUUGGGGGUGUGGCUUGAGGCUAUUGAUACAGCGUUCCUGGAAGCUCUCACCAAGUCUUCUGACGCUGGCUCUGAGAGUCGAGAGCCCGAAACGCUUCUAGAACGCCAAGUCCAACAAGCAUGGGCCGAUGUGUUGCGUUUGCCGCCUACUCAAAUUCCUAUAGAGCACAAGUCAUUCCUAAGUGUUGGGGGAGACUCCAUCACUGCCAUGCAUGUCGUGUCCUGGCUGCGGGUGCGGGGGAUUACGGUAGCGGUGCGAGAUGUGCUUGAAAGCAAGUCCGUGGCUCAGUUGGCGCAAACCGCAGAAGUAAAGGAUGAGAAGACGGAAGGCCACCAAUCUCUUCUGUCGCCUAUGCAGAAGUGGUAUUUCGAGUCCAUUGCCGAUCCUGAGUUGCCUCUGAAGUCCAGUGGUGCCCACAGAUACAAUUCCAAUAUCUGCUUGGUACCUCGCAAACUUUUUGAAUAUUCAGAACUAGCUCAAGCCGUGGGUGCGCUUGUCGACAGACAUCCUAUUUUACGUUCCAGAUUUCAGCGUCAUAACGUCGCUGGGUGGCAACAGAGUCUACACAGUGAUGGUGAUCAACCGUUUGCGUUGAGGCAUUACACUGUAUCUACCAGCGAGGAGGCGGAGGCCCUUAUUGUGGAGGCUCAGGGCAGUUUAGACCUAGAGCAAGGUCCCGUAUUCUUCGUUGAGUAUAUCCAAGUGGAAGACGCUCGAAAUACAGAUCUUCUAUUCAUGACAGCCCAUCGCCUGGUAGUCGACGAAGUGUCCUGGGACAUCAUUCGCCGAGAUAUAAGUGUGCUUCUGGAAGGACAGCAGUUUCCAACUUCUAACCCGCUAUCAUUCCAGACCUGGAUCAAACUACAAGCCCAACGGAGCCAGAACCUUGAGGGAAUAGUUUUCAGAUCUGAUCUGCCACCUGCUGACUUUAAGUACUGGGGCUUGAACGAUGGCAAUACCUACGAGGACGAAACGGUCGAAGAAGUGAUCUUCAACAGCCACGACACGAAUGCAUACUUUAGGGACGCAAACAGAGCCUUACGUACAGAACGUGUGGAGAUUCUUCUUGCUGCACUGUUGAAGUCCUUCCAGAAAACUUUCCCAAAUCGCCGACUCCCAGCCGUUUUUGAAAUUAACGAUGGCCGAAACGUAGGUGAUAGUGGACUUGACUUCUCAAACACAGUUGGCAACUUCGAAUGUAUGACACCUAUACACAUCUUUCUCGAUGAGCCACACAACGGCUUGGAUAUUGUAAGACAGACUAAGGACGCAAGACGCAGCGCCUUCGGAAGGGUUCUAUCGGACGGUCAACAAGCUUUCACUGACCGAUGGGUUGAAGUGCUCUUUCAAUAUUCCGAAGGACUCGCAAGCGAAACUAUUUUCGAGACAGUAGAUCUCACUGGACCUGGGACAUCUCCAGUUGGCAAGAGUACCCGUCGUGGAUGUGUGUUUAAUGUCAACGUCAUUGCGUACCCCGAUAAGUUGCGUAUUCGCUUCAAGUUCAAUCGCAACAUGAAGUACCAGGAGAAGAUCCGGGAUUGGGCUGACUCCUAUGCCAAUGCCAUCAGUGCCCUUGGUACUGAGUUGUCAGGAGCGUCGCCGACUCUAACUGUGACUGAUUUCCCACUGCUGCAUUUAACAUCUGAGAGCCUCAGGGUUCUUCAAGAUGAAAUUUUGCCUGACGCCGGCUUGAACUGCUCUGAUGUUGAAGACAUCUACCCAUGUUCUCCAAUCCAACAAGGCAUACUUAUCAGCCAAGUGAAAUCACCAUCCGAAUAUUAUAUCCAGCAAUCUUUUGAGAUCAUACCGACCACUUCCUCUGGCAAACUUGACCAUACUCGUCUUCUUGCUGCCUGGCAGGUCUUGAUAAACCGCCACCCCAUGCUUCGAACACGAUUCGUCCGUUCGGCAUCCGGAUCAAGCGAGCGUUUGUUUGAUCAGGUGGUCCUCAAGUCGUGCAAGGCCGAAGCUGAGCAUGUCGAGUGCACAGACGACGAUCUUUUCAGAAACCUUGCCGUCAAAGCUACUCUAGAUGAACGACAUAUUGACAAGCGCAUCGGUCAUAAGCUUACGAUUUAUUCGACCUCUUCCAACCGGACGUUCGGCAAUAUCAUUAUCAGCCACGCACUCGUAGACGCCUCAUCUCUCAUGAUCAUACAGGCCGAGCUUGCCCAGGCAUAUGAUGGCAAGCUGGCGCCUGACACCAUCGGCGCUGCUUAUAGCGAAUAUAUUUCGCAUCUGCAGAAGAUACCCGCGGAUCAGGCGUUGGAUUACUGGGCCAAGCGCCUUGCUGACGCAGAGCCAUGCUACCUUCGAGGCAUGACAGAGGAUGGAAUGCAGCCAGCUACUGCUGAUGACUCCACACCAAGGAGGCCCAUGCAAACAGUAUCAAUUGACAUCAACUGCAUUGAAAAGCUACAUAGCUUCACCGAAACCUAUGGUGUCACAAUUGCCAACGUGUUCCAGCUCGUCUGGGCCAUGGUUUUAGCCCAGUACACCGGCUCGCCUAAUGUGUCCUUUGGCUAUCUAUCAAGUGGUCGCGACGUCCCUGUCAAAGAUGUUGAGACCAUGGUAGGCCCCCUAAUUAACAUGAUGGUCACUCAUAUCAAACUAGACAUGGAGGCCAGUGCUCAGAACACACUCAAGCAAAUACAAGAGAACUUCUUUGAGAGCUUCAACUACCAGAGAGCACCCUUGGUUGAGAUUUGGCACGCCCUUCAGCUCCAGGGCAGAAGCUUGUUCAACACAGCGCUUUCCUAUCGCCAUAUUGUUUCAGCAGAAAAACAUCAGCUCAGUCUCGCGCUAGAGCAGAUCACCGGUGAGGAUCCCACAGAGUAUGAUGUGACGGUCAGUGUGUUCGCAUCGCCAGAAAAGAUAUCCGCUUCUCUGCAGUACUCGCCAGAUUUUCUUUCCUACGAUAGCGCGAACAGGUUGCUCGGCUGUGUCCGGCAGGGAAUCCAAUCCCUCGUUACUAACGGAGAUACCCAUGUCGGACAGCUAAACACCGUAACGCCGAAGGAUAUCCUGCAAGUCCGUGCUUGGAAUGACAAGAUUCCUGCCGUUGAUGGAUAUUGUCUUAUCCAUGACUUAUUCAAUGAACAGCGGCUACUCCGACCUAACGCAACAGCCGUCUGUGCCUGGGAUGGCGACUUAACAUACCAACAACUGGACGAGAUGAGCAAUGCGCUGGCUCACCACCUAGUGACCUUGGGAAUUGGUCCCGAAGUAAUGGUAGCGCUGUGUCUGGAUAAAUCUAAAUUCGCCAUCAUUGCUCAGCUCAGUGUCCUCAAGGCAGCUGGCGUCGUUGUGUCAAUCAAUCCAAAGCACCCAACGCAGCGCCUGGAACUCGUCCUCAAAGAUAUAAACGCAAAGGUGAUGCUGACGUCGCAUCAGUAUUCAUCUCAGUUCAGGAACCUUGUCCCGCAUAUUCUGCACAUGGACGAGACACUAUUUUCUGCCCUUUCUUCACAACCCCAGCCUCCAAGUACGAAUGUUACCCCCAACAACGCUGCCUUCAUUAUCUACACAAGUGGCAGUACCGGUAUGCCAAAAGGUGUCAUUUUAACCCAUCUUUCUCUAUGUUCCAGCUUCCGCGCUCAUGGCAAGAUUUACGAAAUGUCUCCCAGUACUCGUUCACUCCAAUUCGCUGCCUACACGUUCGAUGCCAGCAUUAGUGAUAUCUGGGGCACUAUGUCGCAUGGGGGGUGCGUCUGUGUCAUAUCAGAAGAGGAGCGCAUGAACAACCUUCAGGGCGUUAUUGAGGCUUAUGGUGCUACUCACGCACAGGUUACUCCAACUGUGGCUAGCUUGCUGGAUAUUGCGAACAUCAAGUGUCUUACCACACUAAUUCUCGGGGGAGAGGCCGUCAGGGAGGCCAUGAUUGAGGAGCACGCCAAGGCAGCGGGAAGAGUCAAGGUUUUGAACGGAUAUGGUCCGAGUGAGUGCUCGAUUUACACGACCUGCAGUGCAGCUCUCGUCCAAAAGAAACAGGCACUCAACAUCGGCCGACCGCUUGUGGGGAGCGUCUGGGUAAUUGCCAACGGCGAAUCCAUUUGUCCCAUUGGCGCUGUCGGCGAACUCUGGGUUGAAGGCCCGUUACUGGCUCGCGGGUAUCACAACGAUCCGAAGAAGACGAAGGCAGCUUUUGUCACGAACCCUAAGUGGGCGAAGGCAAUCAGACUUGAAGGUCAUCGAUUCUAUAACACCGGCGAUCUCGUUCGUCAGUCUCCAAACGGCGACUUGAUCUACCAAGCUCGAAAGGACUCCCAGGUUAAGGUCCGUGGCCAGCGCGUUGAAAUAGGGGAGAUUGAGUACCGCGUUAAGAAGUUAUUGCCAGCUGUGAAGAGUCUUGUGGCAAGCCUUAUCACCCCUGGUGGCAAUUCCCCCAACAUAAUGAUUUCUGUUGCGAUGGAACUCAGCGAUGAUUUCCUUCAGAGGCAUUUGUUAUCCGCCCCAUUUCACGAAAUAUUCCUCCCCAACGCCCCUCACCUGCGAGAUGCAUUUUCUCAGCUUCAUGCCUCUCUACUAGAGGUCCUACCCUCGUACAUGGUGCCACGGCUUUUCGUUCCGGUAGUGCACCUCCCUCAGACAACGUCUAGCAAACUCGACCGUCGCACGAUCAAGCAGAUGCUGGAGAACCUGCCGGGUGAUGUCCUCUUCCAGUACUCCCUUUCAACCAGUUUGAGUGUUGCACCAUCCACCUUUAUGGAGAAGAAGUUACAGUCGCUAUGGGCCACUGUGCUUAACGUAGACCAGGACCAUGUAGGUGUCCAAGACCACUUCCUUCACUGCGGGGGCGACUCAUUCACCGCGAUGCGCCUCGUUUCCCUGGCAAAUGCCAAAGACAUCCCGAUAAGCGUUGCCGACGUCUUCCGGUAUCCUAAGUUGCAGGAGAUGGCCGCUCAUCUUGAAGCUCAGAUGGGGCGCCGCCGGGACGUACAGGAUAUUCCUCGGUUUGGGCUUUGGAAGGAAGCCCAACAGACAGAGGCUUCUGUCAGUGAGAGGGAACUUCUCCGUGUUGCAAAGUUAUGUGAUGUUGCAGUCCACGAUAUUGAGGAUGUGUAUCCAUGUACACCCCUCCAAGAAGGUCUCAUGGCUAUCACCACUCAGCAACCAGGGUCUUAUAUUGGCCGCUGGGUUUUCCGAAUCCAAGAAGCUGUUGAUACUAACGCAUUUAAACGGGCAUGGUCAUCACUGACCCAAAAGGCACCAAUCCUGCGUACGCGCAUUGCGCCCAGUCAGUCAGGUGGACUUCAAGUGGUAGUCCGUGAGUCUGUCGCGUGGGGUGGAGACCUGAACCUCAAGCAGUACUUGGAUAAAGACCUACAACAAUCUUUCGGUUACGGCCAGCCCUUGGUGCGACAAGCCUUAAUUUACAGCGGCAACAAGCGAUACUUCGUACUCACAGCUCACCACAGUGUAUACGACGGGUACAGUUUAAGAAAGCUGUUUGACGCGGUGGCACUCCUCUAUGAUGGAAAAGAGCUCGCUCCAACUCCUGCAUUCUCAAGAUUCAUCUCGUACAUAGGUCAACAAGAUCUAAAGGCCGCUAAGUCGUUCUGGCAGUCUCAGAUCAAGAGAAAAGUUGGGGCACCGUUCCCCUCUCUUCACAAGCUUUCGUACCGGCCACAGCCUACUCAGAAGUUGAGCUCGAGCGUCGAAAUUCGCCCAGUUGGAGGGCCCAAUACGCUAGCUUCUUCUCUAAGGGCUGCUUGGGCACUGGCAAUCUCCGCCUACGGUGGCAAUGAUGUCUUGUUUGGAGUUGCACUCUCUGGGCGCUCUGCGCCAGUUCCCGGCAUUCUGGACAUGGCGGCACCAACAAUUACAACUGUCCCAGUUCAUGUGCAUAUCAACCCGGAACAAACGAUCAAUCAAUAUCUCACCAUGGUUCACAAGCAAAGCGUCGACAUGAUACCGUUCGAGCACACAGGCUUGCAGAACAUUCGCCGCUUCGUUGGCCAGAUCGAUCUUCCACAUCUUUUCGCCGUGCAACCAGCGCAAGAACGUGAGAGUUCUGUACAUGGUAAGCUCCUAGCGUACGAGCAUGGUCAUGUUCCAGAGCUCAACCUCGACGGUUAUGCCCUUACCGUCGAGUGCGUUACUAGUGAUAUAUCCGAUAUCCCAGUUACGAUUGAGGCGCACUUUGAUGAAAGAAUGAUUUCAGCUUCCCAGACGAAUGAUCUGCUCAGCCGCUUUAGUCACAUUGUCACUCAGCUUGUUACUAACGGCAGAGAUCAAACGCAACUAAAGUAUCUUGAUUUAUUGAGCAAGGACGAGGCCAGACGACUCUUCCAGUUCAACCAAGGUAUUCCCCCGGUCAAGCAAGCUUUGGUUCAUGAACUAGUUUCUCAGCAUGUUUCAACCAACCCUUAUGCCCCUGCGGUAUGUGCUUGGGAUGGUGAUCUUACGCGUGAAGAGCUAGACCGCCUAGCAAACAAGCUAGCUCUAUACCUCACUACGCUUGGGGUAAUACCAGAGACCAUGGUUGCUCUUUGUUUUGAAAAAUCAAAAUGGGCUUUGGUCGCAAACCUCGCUGUUUUGAAGGCUGGGGGCGCGGUUGUCCCUAUUCGAGCUGAUCCCAUUCAGCGUGUGCAAAACAUCUUGCAACAGACUGGCAUUACAACGAUCCUCGCCUCUGAGGGCUUUGCCUCGGCGCUUGAAGGUUUAGUGCCUAAUGUAAUAACUAUAGGCGAUGAUCUGAUCCAGUCGCUCCCAAGCCCUGUCACGCAGCCCAUCUCAACCGUUACACCUUCCAAUGCUGCGUUCGUCAUCUUCACUUCCGGGUCGACUGGAAACCCCAAGGGUGUCGUCGUUGAGCAUGGCGCUAUGUCAACCAGCAUGCAGGCACAUGGCAAGAAGUUCGGCAUGAACUCAGAGACCCGCGCCUUCAAUUUCGCCCACUUUACGUUCGACAUCUCGCUCCAUGACAUUAUAUCAACGCUGCAAUUCGGCGGCUGUGUUUGCAUGCCAUCAGAAAGAGAGCGAGUAAAUAACAUGGCCGAUGCAAUGAAUCGUAUGGGAGUUAACUACUCGUUCCUUCCUCCACGUGUUAUACAUACCAUCAAGCCGUCUGACGUGCCGGGCCUCAAGACCUUAGUGGUAGGUGGUGAAGCGGUGCAACCAGAAUACCUGGAACCCUGGCUAAAUGGUGUUCGUGUAUUCAAUGCCUACGGCCCCGCGGAAUGUAGUAUCGCCGCCACCUGCAAUGAGGUUGCCAAUAAAGCGGAUGUGCCGAAUAUCGGCCGUGCGAUAGCAGGUGGCCUCUGGGUGGUGGAUGAGAACAACUACAACCGACUUCUACCUCUUGGGGCAGUGGGUGAGCUUCUGAUCGAGGGUCCUCUACUCGCUCGAGGCUACUUGAACGACCCUAUUAAGACAGCCAAUGCAUUUAUUUGCAAUCCUGCCUGGAUCUCCCGGUACUCUGAACACGACCAUUGUUCACAGCGCCGCGAGCGGCGCAUGUAUCGCACUGGUGAUCUGGUACGUCAGAUGGAAGACGGAUCACUUAUCUAUGUCGGACGACGCGAUGGUCAAGUCAAAAUUCGCGGCCAACGAGUCGAAAUCGGGGAAAUUGAGCACCAUGUCACCGAGCAUCCUUCUGUGGUAGAGAAUGUGAUAGUUUACCCUCACUGUGGCCCAGCCCAGUUGCAGCUCGUUGGGAUAUUGACAUUGCAUGGAUUCAUUUCUUCUGACGCAGAUGAGGGAAUCCAAACCACGCCCCUCGACCAGCUUCCCCAUGCCCUGCAGCAAGCUUCAUCCGUCCGUGAUCACCUACACUCUUGUAUUCCCGAGUAUAUGGUUCCCAACUCCUGGAUAUCACUUGCAGCAAUGCCGCACAACAGUUCCGACAAGAUUGAUCGUCGCCGACUCACGCAAUGGCUGGAGACCAUGGAGGUGGAACAUUUUAAAAUCCUCACGCAAAGCUACACGGAGGGUACGACAACUCCAAGCACAUCCGAAGAAAAAAACAUCCAAGCUGUCUGGGCCGAUGUACUCCACGCUUCGAUUGGAAAGGUCCCUAUGAGUCGCCCGUUCUUGGCUGUGGGUGGUGACUCAGUUACUGCUAUGCAAGUCGUGUCAAAGUGUCGCAGCCAAUAUUCCAUCUAUGUUACUGUUCGCGAUGUGCUGCAAUGCGAAUCAAUCUCUCAACUGGCGAAGAAGGCUGUGAUUAAGACCACGAGUCCCAACACUGACACUCAGCUCUCUACCUCUUCAAUCGAUCAAGCUCCAGCCGCUACAAGCGCACCAACGGCCUUUGAUAUCAACGCCAGCGACUUGUCUAAGCUUGAGACCGACGUGCUUCCGCGGACCGGCGUCGAGAACCUUUCUGCAAUUGAGAGCAUUUACUAUUGCUCCCCUAUCCAACAAGGCAUCUUGAUGAGCCAGAUCAAGGACCACACAACAUAUCAAGUGCGCCAGGCCGGAGAGAUUCGUGCCGCUGAUUCUUCACCGGUCGACAUGAACCGACUCCUACGCGCGUGGCAGUUGGUUGUGCAGCGACAUGCUAUUCUACGUACAUUCUUUGUCCCUAGUCCAUCGGGACGGGAACUCUUCUAUCAAGUUGUACUCAAAAGAUACACUCCAACAAUACCAGUGCUGCAGUCUUGCAGUAGUGAUGAUUUCCUUGCUCAAUUCGAAGGACUCGAACGUCCGGAGUACGCCCCCGGGCAGCCGCCUUACCAGCUCACCCUAGCCCAAGCUUCUACAGGGCAAGUUUACGCCCAGGUUGAUGUCAACCACGUUCUAAUGGACGCCUCAUCCAUGGAUCUAAUUCUCAAUGAUCUCAUUCUGGCAUAUGAUAAUAUGCUUCCAGACUCGCCUGCUCCAUCAUAUGGCAUCUAUGUCUCGUUCCUGCAACAGACCUUCGCUUUCGACUCCCUGAACUACUGGACGAAUCACCUUGCUGGUGCAGAGCCGUCAUGCCUUCCUGCCUCUUCUAAUCUAGACUCCGGAAAGCGCUCCUUGAGAACGGUUUCUCUCGAAGUAGAUAACAUAAAACCUCUGCAAGAUUUCAGAGACACGCAUGGAGUUACGAUUGCAAACAUCACACAGCUCGCCUGGGCCACGGUUUUAUCUCGGUAUCUUGGUUCCCGCGAUGUCAGCUUUGGCUAUAUUUCAAAUGGCAGGGAUGCUCCAAUCGACGGGAUACACGAGAUGUGCGGGCCCAUGAUUAACUUAAUGGUGUCUAGAGUUCAACUCGCACACCCCGGCACUACCGUGGCUGAAGCCGCGAAGCAGGUUCAGCACAAUUUCUUAGAUGCCUUCAAUCACCAGCGAACCUCUCUUAGCGAUAUCCAGCACGCUCUUCAUCUAUCUGAGCGCGGCCUCUUCAAUACAACCAUGAUCUACAAGCCCAAGCCGAUGAUGGAUACUCACGAAAAGCGAAGUCUGGUGAUUGAAAGCCUCGCCGGCGAAGAUCCUACCGAAUAUGAUGUACAGGUUAAAAUUGUGAGUGACGAUAAAAGUCUAUCACUAGACCUUGAAUACGCCACCACUUUUAUCGACGAACCGUCAGCCCGACGCCUGUUGGGUAGCUUCGGCCGCGCAUUAUCUUCUAUUGCCGCAAACCCCGACGCAAACAUCGAUGAGAUUGAUGUGAUACCAACUGGUGACGUUGAAGUGCUUCAUAUCUGGAACUCAACCGUCGGAGAGACUGUUCCCGGCAGUAUACACGACAAGAUUCAUGAGCAGGCUCUUUCUCAGCCAGGGGCCCAGGCAGUGUGCGGCUGGGACGGGGAGCUGACUUACGCUGAGCUUACAGGCAUGUCCGACCGGCUUGCUCAUCACUUACGAAACUUAGGGGUGCGUGAGGAAGUGAUGGUGGGGCUUUGUUUUGAUAAGUCCAUGUGGACCAUUGUGUCCAUGAUCGCUGUUCUCAAAUCUGGUGGUGUAAUUGUGCCUCUUGGGGUUCAGAUGCCUGUCCAGCGUCUGCAGCAUAUCCUGAACGAGAUCACAGCCCCAGUUGUUCUGACCAUGGACAAACAUGCCUCCAAACUCAGGGAUAUUACCUCUGCCAACGUCCUAACUAUUGAUGGUGGAUUUAUAGCAACACUACCCAACCCUUGUCAUCCCCCCAGCGAGAGUAGUCUGACAUCUGAAAGUGCGGCUGUGGUCAUAUACACCUCAGGUUCAACCGGUACACCCAAGGGUGUUGUCCUCACACAUGGGACAAUCUGCACAAGUAUAGAAAGCCAUGGGCCAAAACUUCAAAUGGGUCCAAAUACUAGAGCAUUACAAUACUCCGCUUAUGUUUUCGACCUCAGCCUUCUCGAUAUCCUGUCUACUCUUCGCUUCGGCGGUUGUGUCUGCGUCGUCUCGGAGGAAGAUCGUGUUGAUACCAACAGUCUUACUACAAAGAUGGAGGCUAUGGCCGUGAACUUUGCAGUCCUCACGCCCACAGUCGCCAGUCUUAUUGACCCUCGGACAGUACCGACGCUGUCGACCUUAGUUUUAGCCGGAGAAGUUGUUCCACACAGCGCCGUCGAAACCUGGGCAAGUCAUGUCACCCUCUUUAAUGGGUAUGGACCAGCAGAAUCUACCAUUCUUGCGACUACCAACGGCCCGAUUAUUGAGAAAGAGCAAGCUUCUAGUGUUGGCACGGCCCUUGCUGGCGCUAUCUGGGUGGUUGACACACAAGAUCACAACCGUCUCGUUCCAUUGGGCGUAGUUGGUGAGCUUCUCAUCUCAGGGCCGCUAGUUGCACGUGGCUAUCUAAAUGACACCGAGCGAACUUCACAAUCCUUCAUCACGGAUCCUGCCUUUGUUUCUAAAUACGGCUUCCAUUCCUGGGCUGGAAAGCGAAUCUACAAGACUGGUGAUCUGGUCAGGCAAGAUCCGACUGAUGGUUCAAUCAUGUUUGUCGGCCGAGCGGAUGGUCAGAUCAAGAUACGCGGUCAACGUGUCGAGGUCGGUGAGAUUGAGUACUGGCUUCGGCAACACUUCGACACCCAAACUGUCGCUGUUGACGUUAUUGGUGCAAGCACAGGCGACGUAGCCUUAGUGGCUGCUAUCGAGUUGCGCAAGGAUCGUUCCAGCAACGAAUGUGUCUUCCUGGACGUCAACCAUCAGCUCAGAGAAUCAUUCCUACAGCUGCAGGCGGCCCUUCUCAAAGCAUUACCCUCAUACAUGGUACCCUCGAAGUACAUUCCCAUCAAGAACAUGCCAAAUACAGCCUCUGGUAAGCUAGACAGAAGAGCACUUCGAACCUUGAUAGGGGGCCUAAAAGAGGAGCAGCUUGCACAGUACAGCCUGGCUGAUGGUGGCAAUGUCGCGCUUUCGACUGAGACCGAACGCCGUUUGGCCAGAGUCUGGGUAGCCGCUCUCAACACCUCAAAAGAAUUCGGCGCCAACGCUCAUUUCUUCCGCGUUGGUGGUGACUCGGUCACUGCUAUGCGCCUAGUCGCUUUAGCUCGAACCGCACAGCCUCCUAUCCUGUUAUCUGUCAGUGACGUAUUCAAGCAUCCCGUUCUCUCGGACAUGGCCAAUACAAUUGCUAAUUCAGAAUCCACUGAGAACUGUCAAUAUGACAACGAUGUGCCACCGUUUUUGCUGUUGCCCUACCCUCAACAUGAGAGACAGGCACGUCUCCAGGAGAUUGCCUCGCAGUGCAAAGUUGAAGUCGACGUCAUUGAAGAUGCUUACCCGUGCACACCUUUGCAGCAAGGUCUCAUGGCAAUCACAGCUCAACACCCUCAGGCAUAUAUCAGUCGGUGGGUCUUCCGUUUGGAAGACACCAUCGAUGAGUCUCGCUUUUGCCAAGCUUGGAGAACGUUGGUUGAACUUAAUCCAAUUUUACGUACUCGCAUUAUACAAGAUCCCAAGGCUGGUGGAAUGCAAGUGGUUCUUCAGCAGCAAAUAACAUGGAAUAACGUCCUGUCCGAGCUGCCGUCUUAUAUCGCAGAGGACUCUGCAAAGCCCAUGGGCUUCGGAGAUCCGUUGGUGCGUUUGGCAGUUGUAACCAGCAGACAGGCGCGAUUCUUCGUUUGGACUGCCCACCAUAGCACGUAUGACGGAUGGACAGCCCGAAAGUUGAUGGAGGCUGCUUUUGCACUCUACUCCAAUAAUCCCGCGCCGUCUUUCCAUCCAUUCACUCGCUUUGUGCAGUAUCUGCAGUCAAACUCUGCCGAGGAGACCCGCGACUACUGGAAGUCUCAACUCGAGGGUGGCAUAGGCCCUAGCUUCCCCGGGUCUCCGAAGAACGGUUCUCCCAGGAAGCUCAGAAUUCAAAGUUGCCGCAUUCCCGCCAAUAACAGCAAUGACUUUACUCUCUCCACGCUCCUGAGAGCUACAUGGGCACUAAUCCUGUCCCAGGAAACUGGAAGCCAAAUCGUAGGCUUCCCAACAGCGCUUUCAGGUCGCACUGCUCCAGUGGAUGGGAUUCUGGACGUCUUGGGGCCUACCAUUACCACUGUGCCUAUUCGCGUUUCUGUUGACCCUGCCCAGAGCCUCUCGGCGUACUUGGCCUCAAUCCAGCAACAAGCCACAGAAAUGCUACCGUUUGAGCAUGCUGGUCUUCACAACAUUAGCCGGAUGACGUCGUUGCCUCUCAACUUCCAGCAUCUUUUUGUCGUCCAGCCCGCAGUUGACCGUCUCGACCAGGCAAACUCCGGCUUCCAAGGACUUACGCCUGUGCCGUUUGAGACAUAUGGAUUCCACAAUUAUCCUCUUGUAAUAGAGUGCAGCACUAACAUGACCGAUACUGACAGUGCUGUUGAUUUGCAACUUCAAUUCGACCCUGCUGUCCUCUCUGUGGAGAAGGCAACAACGAUCUUGGAACGCUUUACCCACGUAUUUGGACAGCUCCAGAGCGCUGCAAAUGAAGCGACAUGCGAGGUCCUGGUAAGCGACGUUAUCUUCAUGACGCCGGAGGACCUGGGUCGGAUCCAGAAAUGGAACCAUUUCGAUGAAAGAAUGACCAUGGCUGAUGGCUGUAUCCACGAUCUCGUUCAUCACCAACUACUUUCUUGCCCCGAUGCGCAGGCUGUCCAUGCCUUCGACGGACAUUUGACAUACCGAGAACUCCAUCGUCUUGCCACCCGACUUGCCUACCAUCUUGAAGGUCUAGGCGUAGGUCCCCAAGUGCCGGUCGCUACUAUUUUCGAAAAAACCAAAUGGGUGGUGGUCACCUACUUGGCCGUACUAAAAGCAGGAGGAACAAUAGUGCCAGUCAAUCAUCAGCAUCCCAAGCAGCGUAUGCAGGCUUUGGUGCAGAGCAUCGGUACUCGAGUCAUCUUGACCUCACAAGACCCUGGACGCCUCCAAGGUCUUGUCACUGGUCCUGUUCUAAAGGUCGAUCAAGACUUUUUCACGCAGCUUCCUGAUUCCGACAACCCUCACCCAGUUGUACAAGCUACAGACUCCGCCUUUAUCAUUUUCACUUCUGGUUCGACAGGGACCAGCAAAGCCGUGGUGCUUCAACACGGUGCCAUUGUUUCGAGCAUGGUACAAGGCCACGGCUCACUCUACGCAAGCCCCGACACUCGAGCGAUACAGUUCUCCGCCUUGAACUUCGAUAUCAGUAUCGCCGAGAUAUUCACGACUCUUUCCUUUGGUGGCUGUGUAUGCGUUAUUUCAGAAGAUGAUCGUGUCAGUCGCCUCGCGGAGGCAAUGGAGGAGGCUGCUGUCAACUUCGCCAUCCUCACACCUACAGUUGCUAGUCUUCUCAAACCUGAACAGGUGCCUUCUCUCAGAAGAUUGCUACUUGUGGGCGAAGCUCUUCGCCCUGAAGUUGCUGAGCCAUGGAGCUCCAGUCACGUCGAACUUCACAACGCGUAUGGGCCUGCAGAGUCAAGCAUCCUGACGACUUUCAGCCAGCGCAUUAGGGACCCAGUUCAAGCACCCAAUAUCGGCUUUCCCUUGGCACAUAGUAACCUGUUCGUCGUUGAUCCGUCCAAUUACCACAAUCUGCUUCCCGUUGGCAUGGUCGGCGAGCUGCUUAUCGAAGGACCUCUGUUAGCUCGGGAAUAUCUUGGGGAUGCGAAGAAAACUGCCGAGGCGUUUGUGACCGACCCAGCCUGGCUACAGCAAUACGAUCUAGGCCCCGUUUCCGGGAGAAGAUUCUACAGGACUGGAGAUCUUGUUCAGCAGAAGUUGGACGGCUCUUUCAUUUACAUUGGUAGACGGGAUACCCAAGUCAAGAUUCAUGGGCAACGUGUUGAGAUUGGAGAAAUUGAGUUCUGGGUGAAGAACAAACUCCCAGAUGUACGUGAAGUUGUGGCAGGCCUGUUUAAACCUAUUUACGAAGAGGAUGAGCCCCUCCUGGCUGUUGCGAUGGAAGUGCCAUCAAGCUCUGUUGAAUCGUCCGGCUUGCUAUCACUGUCCGACGAACUUCGCGAAGCAUUUGGCGAACUCCGCCGCAACCUCCUUACUGUUGUACCUUCGUACAUGGUCCCCCAACUAUACCUGCCAUUCGCCAAACUACCACUUACAGAUUCCGGCAAACUCAAUCGUCGAGCAACGUGGGAAAUGAUUCACAGUUGCGGGUCAUGGUCGCAGUAUUUCCUGGUGGAUGAUAUUAAGGCAGAGCCCGCUACUGUCACCGAACGCCUUUUGCAAAGUCUAUGGGCGACGGUCCUCAAGGUUCCUGCCUCUUCCAUAGGCGCAAAAGACGACUUUUUCCGCUCUGGUGGAGACUCUAUCUCGGCUAUGCGACUUGUUGCCAGCGCCCGUGAGGACGCUCAUAUUUCGUUGAAGGUGGCGGAUGUCUUCCGUCAUCCAAUACUAUCCGACAUGGCCACACUGAUAGAUCGAAAAACAACUGUGACAAAGCCAGCAUAUUGCCCGUUCUCUACAAUGACUGAUGAUUAUGCCAUCCGCGACUCCAUCAAGCCUCUCCUCUCAGUACCCAGCGAGAUAAUUGACGUUGCGCCUACCACGGACCUCCAGUCUCUUUCGAUUGCCACAUCGUUGCGACCCUCUCGUGACCUAAUGGCGUACGUUAGUAUUGAUGGAAUUGGCAGCCCUAAUUUUGCCCGAUGGAGAGCGUCUUGCUUGGAGGUAGUCAAGAAGCACGAUAUCCUUCGAACGGCUUAUGUCGUGUACAAAAAUCAACUCCUUCAGGUUGUUCUUCGAGAUUACGCCCCUGCUGUAACCCACUAUCAGACAGAUCAGUCUAUCGAAGAAUUCACCAAAGAGUUCAUCGCGCAUGACAUGCAUCGACCACCCCAACUGGGUUACCCCUUCCUUGAGUUUGCCAUCAUCUGCUCUCCCGUCGCCAACCGGCAUCGCGUCCUUUUCCGACUAAGCCACGCCGAGUACGAUGCGAUAUCAUUAUCGUACUUUGUCAACUCAUUGAGAGAGAUCUACCAGCGCCAGUCCACCACGGAGUACGUUGGCUUCCCCCAGUAUAUUUCCAGCCUCGCGAACCAGGACACCUGGUCUAGUCGUGAGUACUGGCGCUCGCUCCUCAAAGGCUGUACAAUGCCGGCCAUCAGCUCAUCCUCGCAACCCAGACGUCUACCAUCUAGACAGGUCUACCACGAUUCUCGCCGUGUUAGUUUCAAAACCCUUCCAGCAGGCAUCACUCUCUCAACGAUCGUGCGAUCGGCGUGGGCUCUGACCCUAGGCCAACACGUAGGGAACCCAGACGUACUCUUUGGGGAGGUCGUCUCAGGCCGCAACGGCGACCCCAUUGCCGAAAGAGCAGCCGGAUGCUGCGCAAAUCUCGUUCCUGUGCGCGCUACUAUCCACCCAGCCUGGACCACACAUGACCUCCUCAGAUCUGUGCAGCAACAGCUUGUUUCCCGCCUGCCGCACGAAUCCCUCGGAUUCCGCGACUUGAUGCGCAACUGUACGGAUAUGCCAGUUGGUACAGUCUUCACCUCGCUCCUGAACCAUCUGGACCAAGCAUCCGAGUGGACGCUUGACCUUGAUGAUGGGAAAUACAAUGUCUCUGUUGCGAAGACUGAAGGUGCGGGUGAUGUCUCUGAUGUGUCGGUUACAUCGACUGCUAGUACAGACUAUGUUGAGAUUGCCAUGGCUUACCUCGAAGAUGGGGUUACUGUCGAGGUUGCGGAGAAGCUACUCAGUCAACUGUGCGAGACUGUUGAUGCGUUUAUGAACGGGGCUCUGGAUGCUGAGCUACCUACUGUUGAUUGUGUGUCUGAGCUAAAUGCUCAAGGAGUGAAUGAAGCUCCAAAGUUUGAAGGCGAUCUGGUUGAUGCCAGUCUUGUUGCCUUUGAACUCCAGAAGAGAGGUCAUGAAGUAACUGUUGAUGAAGUUGUUGACCGAGGCCUUAGUCUGUCUGGUGUCUGA